Melanotaenia boesemani (Boeseman's rainbowfish) is the source of this 894-nucleotide messenger RNA. RefSeq lists its product as uncharacterized. The record is from RefSeq and is a predicted model, not a curated record. The transcript has 6 exons. Lineage: Eukaryota; Metazoa; Chordata; Actinopteri; Atheriniformes; Melanotaeniidae. Bases 201 to 881 code for a protein of 226 amino acids.
CUGACGUUAAGCUCGCGCUCGGCCGGUUCGGACCGGUUGUAUCCGGUUCCGUUCAGCUGUUACCUGGAAGCUUCUGGAAUCCGGGCCGACCUGGUGAUUAGGUGACAGUUAACUGCAGCAGACGUGACCGUCAGUUUACCUGUUAAACGGCUGGAGACGCGGACAGGUGAGUCUCCAUCAGUUAGGACCAUCAAAACCAGAUGGAUUUAUCGCAGCUGAACUCGUUGUACCUGAGAAGCACCUCAGCAGUUUCCCUCGAUAAGCGCUUUUCACAGGUUCUGAUGGACCAGCUGACCUGGUCCAGGACCUGUGACCUAGUCCCACUGCAUCAGCGGACGACGUCCAGCUCCACCAAACUGGUCAGACUGGUGAAGAAGGCGCCACCGUCACUGGUUACCCUGCAGGAGAGCGUCGGAGCUGAGUUGGCUCCAGCCAGAGAGAUGCCACAGGUCCGAGACGCCUCUCUGAAGAUGACGGGGUGUCUGAGGAAGAGGAGCAGCGUCUGGACCCGAAUCGGCUGGCAGCAGGGGAUUUGCCGCCCAUCCACCAGGAGACCUCUGGGCUUCUGGAGCUUCAGGAACAAGUACAGAUGGAGAGUCCGGUCCAGUUGGAGAAAACGACGUCGUCCCGGUCAGCGUCACUUCCUGAGGACAACAGAACUCAGGACUCAGGAGACUCAGAACUUUACUGCAGGACGACGACAGCUGGGUCUUCAGAGGGACACGACCAGAACCAGGCGCCGCAGAUUUAACAGAGCCAAUGUUCCAACCCGGAAGGAACUGGAUGCCCAGCUGGACCGGUACAUGUCCCUGUCCCGGAGCCGUUUGGACGCUGAGCUGGACCAGUACAUGCUGAUGGCUGGUCAGUCCAAUGUGGAUUAAGACAGGACCUGGU